AUGGACGGAAUACCCGUCUUGGGCAUCGAGGUGUUGGGUCCGGAGAGGCGGACGCCCGUCGAGGUUGUGCGACAGCUCCGUGCGUCGCAGCCCUCAUCACAGCCUGCGUCAGAGGGUACAUCGCAGCGCGAGCCUCCGCAGUCGUUGUUGCGGCGAACCGGUGAGACAGGGCGGUCAUCACAGUCCUCAAAAUCGCGAUCGCUGUCGCCAUCCCGAAGGCUCCCAGCACCUGGCGAGGUCCCAUGGCAGAAGUUCUGGAACACGAAGGAUGCACGGGAUCAAGGCCAGGGCAGGAGCCGAAUCAGGCAAGCGUCGGCUCGGGCAUCAAGCCGCAGUCCUUCCACGCGGCCGUCCAGCCCACUGAUGGUAGACAGUCGGUCGGCGUCAAUGAACGAAAGGAGGCGACCAGCAGAGCUUCAGUCGCAGGAGAAAGCGCCACAAACGCGCGACUUCUCGCCAUACUCGCCUCUGUUCAGAGUCUCCUGGGAUCCCUCCACAG
Symbiodinium necroappetens is the source of this 499-nucleotide messenger RNA. Lineage: Eukaryota; Dinophyceae; Suessiales; Symbiodiniaceae. The record is from the annotation of a GenBank genome assembly.